Messenger RNA from Pocillopora meandrina, 323 nucleotides. NCBI's taxonomy places the organism in Eukaryota, Metazoa, Cnidaria, Anthozoa, Scleractinia, Pocilloporidae. The record is from the annotation of a GenBank genome assembly.
AUGGUUCGGCGAUCUGAAGAUGAUAGCCAAGCGCACUUCCAUGGACCGUUACCGACCAAAAGAUCCCGAACUUCAUUAACUGUAGGCCGACUGGUUCAGUGAUCAAAGGAGCCAAGGUAAGCAAAUGCCUUCUUAUCUAAUACAUGAAAGUUCACACGGCAACCAGGUGGACAAUCAGACAUAGUUUGGUGCUACUCUAGUUUGCAGAUUUAAUGAAUGUAACCGAAGAAGAUACAAUUCAUAGACCCAACCUUUCGACACUCCUGUCUAGUGCCUUCAUCAGGGGUGAUCUAGACGCUGUAACUAGAGGUCCUUUUAUAUGA